Molecule: messenger RNA, 1293 nt
Organism: Paramecium pentaurelia
Lineage: Eukaryota; Ciliophora; Oligohymenophorea; Peniculida; Parameciidae
Source: the annotation of a GenBank genome assembly
AUGGAUAUCAAUUUAAAUAACAUUAAAGAAUAUAUAAAUAUUAAAGACAAAGAAUUUACAAAUAAGUUUUAAAACAUUUUGUUAGAGACCUUUACAAAAUUCAGUUUUUGGCAAUCAAAGAUGUUAAAUCUAAAUAAAAAAUUAUCAUAAGGAUCAAUACAUAAUUAAACUUAAUUAAAAUAAUUCAUUGAAAGAAUCUUUGAAGAAUUACAACUAAAUUUGCAAUAGAUAUCCUUAUAUAUAGAGGAUGUAUUCUAAUAAUUAAACUCUAAUUUAACUUCAUAGAUUAAUAAAUUAGAACAAUUUAAUCGUCAAUAUGAAUAACUAUUUUUAGUGGAUAAUUUUAUUAAUGAUAAAAGAUUGCUGUUUAUUUAUGAUUUCAAUUAAUCUUUUAGUGAUUACUCCAAAUUUAUUGCAAGUGAUAAUUAAGUUGUUAGCAAAAUUAUAUAAAUUUAAGAUAAAAUAAUUGUGAGUAGUUUUGAUAAAUCAAUUUCUAUUUGGAAUAAAAAUCUAUAAGAAAUAUAAAGAAUUAAAGAUGUACAUUAAUCAUGGAUUAGAGUUUUAACCUAUUUUAAAUAUUAAGGACAAGAAUAUAUAUUAAGUUGUGGAGAUGAUUAAAAAUACUCAAUUUUCAAUGUAAAUAUAAAUAAUAAUUAUCAAAUUUUAAAAUUGCAUUAAGAAAUAAGUAAUCUUGCUUAUAGUAGACAAGCGAUUUUUUAUAAGAAUUGUAUUUUUAGUCCUGGAGGUUAGAGAUAAAAUCAUGAUAUCUUAUGUUAUAAUUUAGAUUUAAACUAAUACUAAUAUAGAUUUCAAUUUCAUAAGAAUAUGCUAAUAAAUUUAAAAUAAAUUGAAACAAAUAUAUUAUUAUCAACUGAUUCUUAAGGAUAUACAGUAAGAUGGUUAAUAUCAAAAAUCUCAAGAACUCAUUUUAGAAAAUUGAAUAAUUUAAGUUGUUCAGAUUAUGAAAAGAAUUUAAACUUUUUUGGAACUGAACAAGGAAAGAUUAUGAUUUGCAAUAAUAAGAGUAAAAUAUUAAGAAACAUAAAAUUAUCAAAAUCAAAAAUAUUACAUAUUCAAUAAUUGGAUUCUCAUCAUUUAUUAUUUAUCUGCAAACCUGAUUACUUUUGUUUGUAUAAUAUAAAGUUUAAUGAAUUAUUAUUGAAAGUCAAACUAUUAGAAAUUGAUGAAGUAACAGCAAUAAGUAUAAAUAUUCCAUAAGGUAUAUUGAUUCUUGGAGAUAAAAGAGGAAGACUUUUUGUAUAUAAUUUUAGAUUGUAUUUAACAAUAAUAUGA